This is a messenger RNA of Penicillium psychrosexuale, 3729 nucleotides long. Its product is annotated as ABC transporter integral membrane type 1. NCBI's taxonomy places the organism in Eukaryota, Fungi, Ascomycota, Eurotiomycetes, Eurotiales, Aspergillaceae. The record is from RefSeq and is a predicted model, not a curated record. The transcript has 13 exons. Gene Ontology annotation, molecular function: ATP hydrolysis activity; ABC-type transporter activity; ATP binding. Gene Ontology annotation, cellular component: membrane. Gene Ontology annotation, biological process: transmembrane transport. Bases 1 to 3729 code for a protein of 1242 amino acids.
AUGCUGCGUUCUAACUAUUGUGGUGGUACUGAUGAAGGAAAUAUCGGGUUUUGGAGCCGAAGCUUCUUUAUUUGGGUACUGCCUUUCUUACAGAUAGGGUAUCGGAAAACCCUCGAGGUCGAGGACGUUCCAGAAGUUGACACGAAUCUUCAAGGACAAUGCUCGGGCAGCAAGCUUCGAAAGUCCUGGGAUUCUUCAGGCACAACCGGUCACCAUCGCCUAAUCAAAGCUGUGUUUCGUGCAUACGGAUGGGCUUGUGUCUCCGCUAUCCCACCACGCCUCGCCUACAGUUGCUUUACCUUUGCACAGCCUUUUCUUAUCACGGCAACUGUGAAUUAUACUGGAGGCUCAUUAGGUUCAGAGCCUAAGAUUUACGGAACUGGACUCAUUGGCGCGUAUUUUCUGGUAUAUCUGGGAUUAGCGGUUUCGAAAGCCGCAUACUGGCGUCAGACGUACUGUCUACUCACUAUGAUGCGGUCUGGUCUUAUAUCUAUGAUCUAUGACCAGACUAUCGACAUGACUGCGGCUGAUUUGACUAAUUCCGCAGCUAUCACAUUGAUGGGCACCGAUGUCGAACGAAUAGUGGCUAACUUGAAGAACCUGCAUGAGGCCUGGGCAUCUGUCAUAGAAUUGGGAAUUGCGAUUUGGUUGUUGGAGCGCGAGAUCGGAGUUGCCUGCUUUAUACCCUCGUCAUCACAAUGGGCGCAAAAGCAAUGGAUUGAGCGAGUACAAAAGCGACUUGCAGUGACAGCAAACACGUUAGAAAACAUGAAGGCUGUGCAAAUGCUCGGGCUGGGCGAUGUUAUUUUACCGCUGGUGUCACAUCUUCGUGAAAUCGAAGUGAAAACUUCAGUUAAUUUCCGAAAGUUGCUGAUAUGGCAGGUUGCGCUCUCCAACUUGCCCGUUGUAUUCGCUCCCUUCGCUACGUUUACACUUUACACGAUAAUAUCUGUUGUACGACACGAUGAGUCAAUCCUCUCUGCCCAGGCAUUCACAUCCCUCGCUCUGAUUUCUCUUCUCACAAAUCCCCUGCUCAUACUUUGCCAAGCCAUGCCAGCAAUAUGGCAGGCUAUCGCUUGCUUUGACCGGAUCGAAGAAUAUUGUGGGGAGCGCACCUCUUCAUCCACAAAAUCCGAAGAGGAGGUUAAGCCAUUGCCGACAUCUGAGAAACUCUAUCCAUUCUUGAUCUCAUUCCAGAAUGCAAGCAUAUCAUGGUCCUCGAAGAAAGAGCCGAUGCUUCGUGAUCUGAGUAUUGAUAUUCAUCGGGGCAUCACUAUGGUGGUCGGUCCCGUUGGAUGCGGGAAGUCAACUCUGAUUGAGAGCAUCCUCCAUCAGCACAUGGUUAAAAAUGGCUCCAGAAUAGCCUCAUUCUCAAGAGCUGCAUAUUGUCCACAGAUCCCGUGGAUUAGUAACGACACCAUUCGGAACAAUAUCAUCGGAUUUCUGGAAUUUGAUAAAACAUGGUAUGAUAUCACAUGCGCGGCGUGUGGUCUGCAAGAGGACCUCGACGCUCUUGCAGAAGGUGACAUGCAUCUGGCUGGAAGCGGCGGCAUCUCGCUUAGUGGAGGCCAAAAGCAGCGAAUUGCGCUCGCCCGAGCAGUCUACUCUAGGCUUGACGUUGUCAUUCUGGAUAAUGUAUUCAGCGGACUCGACUCGACCAGUAUUGCUCUCAUUACGAAUCGGCUUUUCCGCAAAGACGGCCACUUUAAAAGACUGGGGAUAUCGGUUAUUCUCGCCAUGAGUACCUAUCAGUUGCUUCUCCAUGCGGAUCAAAUCCUGAUGAUGGAUGAGAGAAAAAUCACAGCAUCAGGGUCAUACAAUGAGAUGCUAUUGAAGGAACCAAAAAUUGUCUCACAUGUUCAGAAGCCAACGUUUGAUCUUCCUAUUGCAACGGUCGAGAGGUCAAAUCCUGACCUCACCGUUGUCAAAAAGAAAGAUGGCACCAGGAUCGCUAUGCAAACAGCCGACGAUGAAAAUACCACUCUUAAACAUCAGGAAAAUUGGUCUGUGUACACAUACUACUUUCGGAGCGCAGGAUACGGCCUUUUGGUCUCGUUUUUGGCGUUCACUCUCAUUGAGGCUUUCUGCUCCAGCUUUCAAGCAUUAUGGAUUCAAUGGUGGGUUGAGGCAAAUGAAGAGCAACCUAACAAGCAAUUGGGAAUGUAUCUUGGUGUUUAUGGCUUGAUAUUUGGAUUGACAUUUUUGAGCCUCGUCGCUGGCUGCUGGUUGCUCUUCGUUCGAGCCCUUAAUAAUACUUCGUUGAAUUUGCAUUCAGACCUUCUCAAAACAGCGCUUAGGGCAUCGAUCAGCUUCUACCAAAGUGUAGAUACCGGUUCAAUAACGAAUAGAUUCAGCCAAGAUUUGGAACUUAUUGAUAUGAUGCUACCGAUAUACGCUGUCAAUUGCGUGACUAAUUUCGUUAAUGUUUUCAUCAACAUUCUUAUUAUCUGUGUUAUGGGUAGAUACUUGGCAGUCUCAAUCCCAUUCUUAGGGGUGGUUCUAUUCUUCAUUCAGUCAUAUUACCUACAAACUUCCCGACAGGUCCGAUUGCUAGAUAUUGAGGCCAAGGCGCCUCUCUACACACACUUUCUCGAGACAAUCCACGGCAUAUCAAGCAUCAAAGCCUACAACUGGGGGCCCCGGAUGCGAGAGGAAAGCCACUCUCUACUAAACCGAUCGCAGCGACCAGUCUACAUGCUUUACAGUAUCCAACAAUGGCUGGUUCUGGUUUUGGAUCUGGUUGUAGGGGCCGUCGCAGUCAUUUUGAUUGCCAUGGUUACAUGCUUGAGAGAUCAAUUCAAUGGAGCAUCCAUUGGGGUUGCACUCAACAUUCUACUGACACUGAAUCAAACUUUGGCGAAUGCUCUCAAGAUAUGGACCAUGACUGAAAUCUCUAUCGGGGCUGUAUCACGUGUACAACGCUUUAUACAGGAUACUCCCUCGGAAAAACAUCGCGCGGCAUCUCCAAUUGCUCCUCAGUUACCGCAUGACUGGCCUUGCGGUGGUGCCGUGGAGUUCGCAGCCGUGACUGCUGGAUAUGACCAAUCGACGCCUCGGAUCCUCAAAAGUGUUACAAUGACCAUCAAGCCGGGAGAGAAGAUUGCCGUCUGUGGAGCAUCCGGGAGUGGAAAGACAUCACUUCUCAUGGCAAUGCUUCAUAUGCUUGAUAUUCAGUCAGGAAGCAUCAGCAUAGACGGCGAGGAUCUCGCGGGGAUCCCGCGGAGCACAAUCCGCUCGCGCAUCAACGUUGUCCCACAAGAUCCAUUUUUCAUGCCAGGCACCCUCCGGUUCAAUCUUGAUCCUCGCCAGUGCGUGAUAGACGCAGAACUAAUCCGUGCCGUCGAGAAGGUGGGCCUUUGGGAUCGAGUUCACAUCGAAGGGGGGUUGGAUAUGGAGUUCUCAGCUGCGGACUGGUCGGUUGGGCAGAAGCAAUUGCUUGCUUUGUCUCGGGCCCUUGUAAAGAAGGGUCCUCUGUUAAUCUUAGAUGAGGCUACAAGCAGCGUCGACUGGGAAACGGAGGCGAUCAUGCAGGAUAUUAUUGAGAAGGAAUUUUCUGAGCAAACCAUCAUUUCGGUGGUGCAUCGGCUUCGAUAUAUUCAUUGGUUCGACCGGGUGAUGUUGCUCAAGCAUGGCGAACUUGUUGAGUGCGAUACAGCCGAAGCGUUGCUGCAGAGAGAUUCGGACUUGCGAAAGCUAUAUCUGGCUUCCCAAGACCCGUACAGGGGGUGA